Molecule: messenger RNA, 1050 nt
Organism: Capronia coronata CBS 617.96
Lineage: Eukaryota; Fungi; Ascomycota; Eurotiomycetes; Chaetothyriales; Herpotrichiellaceae
Exons: 1
Coding region: 1-1050 (349 amino acids)
Biological process (GO): ubiquinone biosynthetic process
Molecular function (GO): 2-methoxy-6-polyprenyl-1,4-benzoquinol methyltransferase activity
Source: RefSeq, a predicted model, not a curated record
AUGGCUCUGGGCUGGCCCUGGAGGAUGCCGUUGCGCGCUGUACAGAAGUCCUCAGUGGCUCCUCGGGUAACGGCACAGACAUCACGAAGAGCUGGGAGCACAAUACUAUCCACACAAGGCCAACGCCAGCAUUCGACAGUCUCGGCUGCGUCGCCCUCUGCUUCCUCCGUCUCGCCCUCGGAGGUAUCACAUUUCUCUCGCCUAGCAUCGUCAUGGUGGGAUCCUCACGGCCCUUCGAGGCUAUUACACCUGAUGAACCCUCUCCGACAUGAUUUCAUCCGGUCAUGUAUCGAUUCCACCUCCGCCUCCUUCUCCUUCUCCAAUUCCACUUCCCCAGUAGCAGCACCCGGACAAGGACUAGGACAAGGACAAGGACAAGGACAAGGACAAGGACAAGGACAAGGACAAGGACAAGAGACCACAUCCCGAUCUUCGACAUACAGCUAUCUAGACAUCGGCUGCGGCGGAGGCAUCUUCGCCUCCUCUGCCGCACGGCUCCCAUCCACAUCAACCGUGACCGCGAUCGACCCGACCGAACUGGUGAUCGAAGUCGCCCGAUCGCAACAACGCACUGACCCAGCCAUCUCCGCCCCGAAACUACAGUACCUGAACUGUGCGAUUGAAGAUCUCCUCACGCCGCCUGAGGACAAAGACAAAGUCGACAUCCUGACGGUAUUCGAAGUCCUCGAACACAUCGACUCUCCGUCAUCUUUCCUCGACCUUGCCAUCCCGCACGUCAAGCCUGGUGGCUGGAUCUUCGGGUCGACCAUCUCCCGCUCUCUCACGGCGUUUUUGACCACAAAACUGAUCGCAGAGGCUCCGCUGGUUGGCGUCGUGCCUGCCGGGACGCACGAUUGGAAUAAAUACAUCAAUCCGUCCGAGUUGCGCCAGUACUUCGAGACCCGGGCGCCGGGGGUCUGGGGUGGGUUUCAGACCCAGGGCGUGGUCUAUCUCCCCGCGCUGGGCUGGAGGUUUGUCAAUAAUAGCGAGGACUUUGGCAAUUAUUUCUUCGGUGUCCAGAAGCUUGGACGAGCGGACGCUACUGACUAG